Molecule: messenger RNA, 2463 nt
Organism: Ylistrum balloti
Lineage: Eukaryota; Metazoa; Mollusca; Bivalvia; Pectinida; Pectinidae
Product: major facilitator superfamily domain-containing protein 6-A-like
Exons: 4
Coding region: 40-1983 (647 amino acids)
Cellular component (GO): membrane
Source: RefSeq, a predicted model, not a curated record
GUUCCACAGGACAUAACUUAGGCCGAUCUUCAGACUGUAAUGAUGGAAGGGGAGAAACCCAAGCCCAAAUGGAGUACAGUAAACAUGAACCUUCUCCCUGUCAAAGCAUUCUUCUUUCUUAGCUUAGCAGGUGUUGGAGUACUGCUGCCGUUCAUUGCCCUGUACAUGAAACAGAUUGGCCUAACAGAGUCUGAGACGGGAGUUAUAUAUGGUAUCAUGCCCUUUAUAGGAUUCUUCACUCGGCCAAUCUUUGGUUACAUUUCAGACCGUUGGAAAAAACACAAGUUAUCUUUGAUGAUAUGUUGUAUCCUGACUGGCAUUUUUUAUUUGCUCCUGCUCUUUGUGCCUCAAAGUCAAUCAACAUACAUAGAUAUAAGGACCAACAUACACUGCGGUCAGUACAACUCCUAUAUACAUGAUUGUAACCAUAUCAACAUGACAAAUUCUCUCACCUGUCCUCUCACCUUUAAUUCAUAUGCUGCUCUAUCAAAAAAAACGGUUGAAAAUUCGAGUAUUGUAAGUCUACAAAAUGACAGUGAUACAACUUCGUACUUACCUAUAGUUGACGAGAAUCAUUCAGAUUCAUCGUGCAGCAUAUCUUGUCAUUAUAAAGAGGGAAACAAAUUUCAAACUAAGAUUUGUUUUACAAACGAAGUUGAUGUAAACAAGCACUGCUUUGAUAUUUCGGUCAAUGUGAACAAAGAACCUGAUUUCAGAUUCAGUGUUGAAAACAUCUUCAACAUCAUUAAACGAGAAGUUCUUCAAGACGAACAGAGAGUUGGGGACCUUGUUUGUCGAGACUUUGACAUCAAGUCCAUCACAUUUCGUGAGAAAUCCUACUGGCAGAUGUUAUGUGACAGAGACACUGAAAUGAACUGUUCCAUGAAGUGUUACAAGUCCAGAAACAAGGCCUGUGAGGUCAGUGAGGCACAGAAUGUCAAUCAAACUGUUGCAUUUUUCUUUGUUUUUUUCCUGCUUGGAAAUAUUUUCUUUGCUCCCAUUUUAAGUUUAGGCGAUGCCAUGACUUAUGACAUUCUAGGAGAACGUAGGAAUGUGUACGGGAAACAGAGACUCUGGGGAACUGUAGGAUUUGCCUUGUUCAGUGUUACCUCAACAUUUCUAAUGGAAUUCCUGAGUGAUGAUCCAGCUAAGGCUAACUUUACUGCCUCAUUCUUCCUGUUUCUAGUGUUAUUUGUACUCACAGCUGUCAGUGUCUUUAAGAUUUCUGCAUCUGAAGACAUUGUUAGCAGCAGUAAUUUCAGGGAUGUAUGUAAGCUGUUCCAUUACUCUAAGGUUGUAGUGUUUUUGCUGGUGGUGCUGUACUUUGGAUUGUUGACAGGAGUGAUUGAGACAUUCCUUUACUGGUAUCUUUCUGGCCUGGAGAGUUACAUCACCAUAAUACCAGGCCUUUGUUUACUCGUUUCCUGCUCUGUGGAAACACCUGUCCUGUUUUUAUCAGGAUACAUUAUCAAAAAAGUGAGUCACCUGUGGUGUUUGUAUGGGGUGUUUGCAGCCUAUGCAUUACGUUUCUUUCUCUACUCGGUGUUGAGCAAUGCCUGGUUUGUACUGCCUAUAGAGGUGUUGCACUCCAUCACCUUUGGUCUAAUGUGGGCCACCUCCACCUCCUAUGCUAGCAUCAUCUCCCCACCAGGAAUGUCUGCCACCAUACAGGGAAUCAUUGGCGGAUUACACUUUGGAUUUGGUAAGGGUAUAGGCAGCAUUGUGACAGGAUUUCUGUUGAAGCCGCUGGGAUUUGUGUGGACAUUUCGUCUGUUCAGCUUCCUCUCUCUUGGCUUUCUCAUACUCUACAUCUUUAUCAACCAACUGGGCCUGAAACACAGUACACUUGACCAGAAGAAAGACUCCGAAGAAAAUGCAGAAGCUACGAUAUCAAAUGACAGCACUGUAGAUGUCGGCCAAAAUCUGCUUUCUGAUCAGGAGAAACGUGAUAUGGAACCCCUAGCUGUUCAAGAUCAGAGCUGAUGACUUGUCAUCAGAUGUUACAAUUUAGUGGACCACAAAAGUUACCCAUGUGUUUUUUUUUUAAUUUUUCACAAGGUCAGGGAUCUUACAUUAUACAUAAAGUGUGGUUUUUGUUGGCCACACUCUAAAUAGUCCAUGAUACAAGCAGUACGACAAUGGUGGAGAUAGCGACAUGUUGAUGGUGUCGUUGAUCAGGUUUAUAAUACCCUAACUACCAAAGUUGAUGAUCUACAGCGAUCUGUCUGUGUUUACAAGUUCCAAACAAGGUCACUACCCUAUAUGCUGCAUUUCUUAUCCAACUGUCAAAAUACACAUAUUCACAAACAUCAUCUCUUCAAUGACUUUGUGUUUCAACCUUUUGCUAUCAAUAGAAAUGAGCAGAAUUUUUGAAUUAGUACGCUACAAGCUUUAUUUUUCUGUCUUAUACAUAUGUGUUUAUAAACAGAACUUGUUGAGUUCACAUUCAACUUUUUAUAAUCC